This is a messenger RNA of Bombyx mandarina (wild silkworm), 4427 nucleotides long. RefSeq names its product RNA helicase aquarius. Gene Ontology annotation, biological process: mRNA splicing, via spliceosome. Lineage: Eukaryota; Metazoa; Arthropoda; Insecta; Lepidoptera; Bombycidae. Gene Ontology annotation, cellular component: catalytic step 2 spliceosome. The record is from RefSeq and is a predicted model, not a curated record. Gene Ontology annotation, molecular function: mRNA binding; helicase activity.
AACAAAUGCCCCAUUGCCAAAAACAAUAGUACUUGUUUUGAUGACAUUUGGCACAAUAAUAAUUGCUUUUAAAUAGCUACAAGAUGAAGACUGAAACCCCACAGCCUACGGAUAAACUUAAAAUACCAUUACCGACACUAUCACAGAUUAACGCGGAUAGAAUAACACAGCUAGCAAAUCAGUACUGGUCACCGCAAACCAAGGAAUCUCACUUACCUUAUGAUGCUUCUAUUGUGGAGUCAAUAUACCAUGCAGAAAUCCAGGGUUCAAGUUUCUCAGUUCGACGCAUCAUGAUGUUAGAGUUCUCACAAUACCUCGAGAACUAUCUGUGGCCGUACUAUGAAGCUGGCAAGGCAUCUCACUCACACAUGAUGUCUAUAAUAGUGAUGAUAAAUGAGAAGUUCCGUGAGCGAGUUCCCGCUUGGCAGGCAUUUUUAAAGCAACCGGAGCACUUUCCGGCCUUCUUUGAACAAGUCCUUCGUGCCAGUAUUGCUGAAGACGACACUAGUCGUAACAUGAGGGAGCAGACUGCAUUACUGCUAUUCCUGAAUCAUUGCUUCGGCAGCAUGGAAGUAGAGCUCUGCAGGGAUCAAGUCAAGAGGCUUGUGUCCCUUAGUAUGUGGAUUAGUUUACAAGAAGGCAGAAGAAAUCAGGAAUUCAAAGCGGUACCAAAGUGGCGUAAAUAUUGGAGAGCCAUACAGAAAAAGGACAAGCCAGAGUUAUUGGAAAAAUUGAACUGGGAACGAAGAUAUUUGCAAAGACUGAUGAUCAAGUUUAUGGGUAUCCUAGAGAAGAUACCCGAAAACGGGGAAAUUGAUUCGUAUGUUGUGAGGUACUGCGAACGUUUCCUGGAAUUGAUGAUAGACCUGGAAGCUUUACUGCCGACGCGCCGUUUCUUCAACACGGUGAUGGACGACUGUCAUCUCGUGGUGCGCUGUCAGAUGUCAGCACUCGCCCAGAGACCAGAGGGGCAACUCUUUACACAACUGCUACAAAUGCUGAAGUUUUACGCAAGAUUUGAGAUUAGCGAUCAGACCGGAGAUCCUAUGACCGACCGUGACAUGACAUUACAGCACUACUCAAAAAUCACCUCACUACAGAAAGCCGCAUUUUCCAAGUUUCCUGAUCUUCGUUUAUUUGCCCUCGCGAAUGUCGCGAGUGUCGACACCAGAGAAACGUUGCAGAAGCACUUCAAGAAUUUGAGCGACAAAGCUUUAAGAGCAAUCGCCACGUACCUGAACCUGGUUCCUCCCGAAGGAAAAGAAGACGAGACGCCCUGGCACCGACUCGACAAAGAUUUCCUCAGAGAGCUAUUGAUCUCGCGUCACGAGAGGCGAAUUUCACAAUUGGAAGAAUUGAACUUGAUGCCCCUGUAUCCUACAGAAGAGAUUAUCUGGGACGAGAAUGUAGUGCCCACAGAGAUAUACAGCGGAGAGAAUUGCCUAGCCCUGCCUAAGCUGAAUCUACAAUUUUUAACAUUACACGACUAUCUGUUACGAAACUUCAAUUUGUUUCGCUUGGAGAGCACAUACGAGAUAAGACAAGACAUUGAAGACGCCGUAUACAGAUUGGCGCCGUGGAAUUCAGAAGACGGAAGCGUUUAUUUCGGGGGCUGGGCGCGGAUGGCGCAUCCUAUAAAGAGUUUCGCAGUUGUCGAAGUGGCCAAACCGAACAUCGGCGAGAAGGCCCCGUCGAGGGUCCGAGCCGAUGUCACCGUCACGUUGAGCCUCAGAAACGAGAUAAAACACGAAUGGGAAAACCUCAGGAAGCAUGACGUUUGCUUCCUGGUAACUGUCAGACCUACACAAGGCAUAGGUACAAAGUAUGACUACAGAAAGAGUAUGGUGGAUCAGGCGGGGAUAGUGUACGUGAGGGGUUGCGAAGUUGAAGGUAUGCUGGACGCAUCCGGCAGAGUCAUUGAGGACGGGCCGGAACCGCGGCCGGAGUUAGAGGGAGAUUCCAGGACCUUCAGGCUCUUACUCGAUCCUAACCAGUACAGGCUUGACUUGGACAGAGCUAGUAAAGGGAAUGAGGACGUGUACGAGACUUUCAAUAUAGUUAUGCGUCGUAAACCGAAAGAGAACAACUUCAAGGCCGUAUUGGAAACGAUACGAGAAUUGAUGAACACCGAAUGCGUUGUACCGGACUGGCUUCACGAUAUAGUCUUGGGCUACGGAGAUCCCGGUCAAGCUCAUUACACGAGGAUGCCGAACGAGAUAGCUACUCUGGACUUCAACGAUACAUUCCUGAACAUGGAUCAUCUGCGGAACAGCUUCCCGGGGUACGAAAUCAAGGUGCAGACCAACGACCCGAGGAAACUCGUCAGGCCGUUCAAGUUGACUUUCGAAAACGUCGUACGGAAGCAGCAGGUCGGGGACGCAGCUAUGGACGAAGACGAACCCCGCAAAGCGAUCAUUGUCGAACCCCACGUACAACCGAAGAGGGGACCGUAUUUGUACAACGAACCAAAGAAGAAUAAUAUACUGUUCACUCCGACACAAGUGGAAGCUAUACGUUCAGGAAUGCAACCUGGACUCACACUGGUCGUCGGUCCUCCUGGAACUGGUAAAACGGACGUGGCAGUUCAAAUAAUUUCGAACAUAUACCACAACUUCCCAUGGCAACGUACUCUGGUCGUAACGCACAGCAACCAGGCCCUGAAUCAGCUAUUCGAGAAGGUCGCCGAGCUGGAUGUGGACGAAAGGCAUCUGCUGCGUCUCGGUCACGGCGAGGAAGCUCUUCAGACAGACAAAGACUUCUCCAGAUACGGCCGCGUGAACUAUGUGUUGGCGAAGCGUCUGGAGCUGCUCGAGCUGGUGUCGCGGCUGCAGCGAACGUUGGACGCGGGCUCGGACGCCGGCGCUACGUGCGAGCUGGCGCACCACUUCCACGUCUACCACGUGCGGCCGCGCUGGCGAGCCUUCCUCGAGAACUGCCAGCAACAGACAAACUCGAUUGAGAUAGUCAGCAAGGAGUUUCCGUUCCACGAAUUCUUCGAUGAUGCCCCGAAACCCUUGUUCCUGAGGAAGUCUCACGAAGAGGACAUGGAAAUAGCCAAAAGCUGUUACAGGUAUAUUGAUCACAUAUUUGAAGAAUUGGAAGAGUUCCGAGCCUUCGAACUACUGAGGUCCGGACUGGAUCGGUCCAAGUACUUGUUGGUCAAAGAAGCGAAAAUAAUCGCGAUGACGUGCACGCACGCCGCCCUCAAACGUUCAGAAUUAGUGCAAAUGGGUUUCAAAUACGACAACAUACUGAUGGAAGAGUCGGCUCAAAUCCUCGAGAUCGAGACGUUCAUACCGCUGCUGCUGCAGAACCCGCAGGACGGCAGGUCCCGGCUAAAGCGUUGGAUCAUGAUUGGCGACCACCACCAGCUGCCCCCGGUCGUCAAGAACAUGGCGUUCCAGAAGUACUGCAACAUGGAACAGAGCCUGUUCACCAGAAUGGUCAGACUGGGUGUUCCGUACGUGGAACUGGACGCGCAAGGUCGAGCUAGACCCAGCAUCUGCAACCUGUACCGCUGGCGCUACCGGGCGCUGGGCGACCUGUGCCACGUGACGCAGCUCCCGGAGUACCGCGCCGCCAACGCGGGCCUGCGACACGACUUCCAGCUCGUCAACGUGGACGACUUCAACGGCGUCGGCGAGACCGAGCCCAGCCCUUACUUCUAUCAGAAUUUAGCGGAAGCAGAAUACGUUGUAGCGGUUUUCAUGUACAUGCGCCUGAUCGGAUGGCCUGCAGAGCGCAUCUCCAUACUGACCACAUAUAACGGGCAGAAACAUCUCAUCAGGGACGUCAUAGAUAAGCGAUGUGCCGAUAAUCCACUCAUCGGUCGACCUCACAAGGUGACGACGGUAGACAAGUACCAGGGCCAGCAGAACGACAUAGCUCUAGUGUCGCUGGUCCGUACGAAGGCGGUGGGUCACGUGCGCGACCUGCGGAGACUCAUCGUCGCCGCCUCAAGAGCCCGUCUCGGCCUAUACAUAUUCGCGAGGGCCAACCUCUUCAGGAACUGCUACGAGCUACAGCCUACAUUCAAUCAGCUCGUGGAGCGUCCACUGCAGCUUGAACUAGUCCCGGGCGAGCGGUACCCGGCGCAGCGCGCGGCGGGCGUGGCCGUGCCGCCGGAGCUGCUGCUGUCCGUCCGGGACAUGCCGCACAUGGCGCGCUACGUCUACGACAUGUACCUGCACAUUGUCAACGACGCACCCGACGCUCGACAGGAAAGUGGCUGGCGGGCGCCAGGCGGGCGGGAGGCGGCGCGUGCGCGGGGCGCGGGGGGGCACGUUCCCGCGCACCCCGGCGCCGCGCCCGACAGCGACGACGAGUCGGACGCCUUCACCCCCACCGACAUACUCAACGAAGUCGAUGAACCGAACGCCGCGAACUCAUAACCUCAUUGAUUCCAUUAAAUAAAUCAUUCAAUUACC